UUACCGGUCGGAGCAUAAUCACAGAUUAGUUGAACAAGUCACUUUACGUUUGUUGCUCAAUACGGAAAAUUGCUAUUGUUUCGAGGUUCUCUCUAUUAGCAUUAGCAUGUUGUAAUAGUUCCCGUGUAUGCAGGUAUCCCUUCCCCAUCGUCCUGACCCGGAGCAAACAUGGUAGAGCCAACAACACACAAGUUCGCAUCCUUAGAAGAGGAGCUGGGCUUUUGGAAGGAGCAGGCACAGAGACAUCAGCAAAGGGCUGACGAAUCGCAGGAGGAGCUGCAGGAGUUUCAGCUGAUGAGUCGAGACUAUGAAGCAGAGCUGGAGACGGAGCUGAAGCAGUGUGAGGGCCGGAACAAAGAGCUGCUUCUCAACAACAACCGACUCCGCAUGGAGCUGGAGAACAUAAAGGAAAAAUUUGAUGCCACGCAUUCUGACGCAUUGAGGCACAUCUCAACCCUGGAGGAAGAUCUGGCACAAACCACAGCAGUAAAAGAUCACCUGCAGAAAUACAUCAGAGAGCUCGAGCAGUCCAAUGAUGACCUGGAGAGGACCAAAAGGGCUACCAUCAUGUCUCUGGAGGACUUUGAGCAGCGGAUGAACCAUGUCAUUGAGAGGAAUGCCUUUCUGGAAAGCGAGCUGGACGAGAAGGAGAACCUGCUUGAGUCUGUUCAGAGGCUCAAAGAUGAAUCCAGAGAUCUCCGUCAAGAGCUGGCUGUCCGUCACAAGGAAAGACGUCAGUCCAGCAGCCUCGGCAAAGACGCAGAUCGAACAGAUCUGUCGUAUCCCUCGGCUGGAAAUCCAUCCUUCCCCGUCACACCCUCCAAACCUCUCAGCUCAUUUGCCACUCCCCCUGCUUCCAGUAUCCGACGAGGUGACGGUCUAACAGGGACUCCCCUCACUACGUCUGCUAGAAUAUCUGCCCUCAACAUUGUGGGGGAGCUGCUGAGAAAAGUUGGAAAUCUAGAGUCCAAGUUGGCGUCCUGUCGAGACUUUGUGUACGACACGUCUACCAAUAGACCGGCACUUCCAGCUGGUCCUGCUAGUCCUUCAGGUGUAGAAGCAAGGCCCGAGGUCCAAACGUCCAGCAUGAGCCCCCCUCCUCAGUACGACAGUUUAGUGAAGCGGUUAGAGUUUGGACCGGCUCCUCCAAGAGGGUCCUCGCAGGGGGCCCAGUCUCCGCAGGGAGGAGUCAAGAUCCUGCUAUGAGACAAAAAGAAGAUAAGCCUCCACCCUUCAUCAGCCUCAAUAACACCCACCUUUUAAUAAACUACAGCAGUGGGACUCUGAAGUGAGCGGUCUUCCCUUGUUGCCACGUGUCUGCUGAACUAUUUGAAGAGAGCCACUGUUCUCGCUCCACGCUCCACAUAGUCAGCACAUGGACUACUGCUGCCUCAGGCUAGUAUCACACCAUAUCCCUCACAGGAAGCAGCGCCUCAGCCUGCAUUACAUCAAGGAACGCUGCUAAUCAUACUCGACCUUCAACUAUAUCUUUGACACAGCUCCGUGACAACAGAUUUGCUGUCAGUGAUGGAUCAAGCGCAUCUGGGCUUUUGGGACGUUACUGCUCCCAGAUGGAUGUCGCCUAUGCCCAUUGUUUCAUUGAACUAGGGAACCAAAUUAGAGCAAGUUAUAUUAAAAGUGAUGCAGGUAUAGGGACCAAAAACCCAGUGUCAUUCAUAAAAACGUUCAACAGAAAAAAUACUCUGUUUCAGUCCAAACCAAAGCUGUGAUUAGAAUAGGGAGAAAAGAAACAUUAAACUAGUCAGUUUUUGGUCUUUAUUAUUGAAACUAAGGGCUUGAGUAAUGUAGUUCUUUAAUCUGAAAUGUCAUGAUUUGACUUGUAACUCACAAAGGAUUGUGUGGAGGAGCAAGUAUGUUGGUUAAAACAAGGAUGAUCAUAAUUCUUUCACUGUCACAAACAUGUUUUAAUUGAGAAUGAGAGAAGGAUGAAUUAGUUACUGCCGUACGUUGAGGUUUGAGCCUUUGCUGCCUUCACUGUUUAGUCACCUCUUCAGUUUGUAGGUCUCACGCUACUGUAAUAUUUAAGUUAUUAACCUCAAUAAUAGAUGAUCUAUUCGCAAAUAGAAUAUUCACAUGCAGAAUCUGUUUACAGAGAGGAAUCUAUCCUUAAUUCUUCUAGAAGUGAGGAUGUGUCACUUUCCUUUGAGCAACGUCACACCUUGGUUUGUUUAAUUCAGUUUGGCCCAUAUAAUUUCUGUAAGCUCCUUCCUGACAUUGCACAGACUUGUUGUUUUUCUAAAUGUGAAGAUCAGGAUAAGGUUCCCUGCCUCAGAUAGCAUUCAUCAUUCUGCAGCUUUAUGAUCUCCUGUUACAAGAACGUUUUACCAAGAUUUUUUUGACUGAAGACUUUAGCGUUGUGUAUGUGCACUACUGAAUGUAUAGUAAUAAUUCUCUAGGAGGAUGACCUCCUGUCUGCCAUUGAGGGUUGUAUGUUGCAAACUGGGCAAAGAUACAAAGCAAUAAUAGAUUUUAAUAAGUGAAAGAAAAGCACAGAUCGUACUAUAUUUGUGUAGAUAUAUAGAGCCUAUAGCAGAGACUCCUUUUCCUGCCUUUUUAGUAAGAGAUGUUGUUAAUUGGAAAAUAGCGACUUAAAGUUUGAAUGUGCCGUCUUUCCCUGAAAUGUUUCUGGUUAAUCGGUAACUCUCACGACUGCCAUCCAUCAGCUCAUCAAACAUAUUUCCGUACAUAUCUAAAUAUCACGCACAUACAGAAGUCAUCACUGUAGCCAUGUGUGGGAAUAACUAUACAUAUGAGAUUGCAGUUUCUGCUCCUCUUUGCUGUUGAACCUUCCUCAAACUAACAACAGCCGACAAGGACGCUGGAAGUAAGAGGUGCUGAAGGGGCUCUACUCCCCUGCGGUUAAAGCGGGGUUACUGCAAGGCCAAAUAGUUUUUACAAAACAAAAACCAAAAAAAGUAAUUUGAUUUAAUUUCCUCAUGUAACAUGUCCACCAAUUAUUAUUUUAAUUGUGUAUUCUGGUAUUCUGCUGGGGCGUGGUCACACAUACGCACGUUUCAGCUGCCUCCCGAUCACUUCCAAUCAUUACCAGCAUGGUGGCUAAUAAAACAUUUCCUUCCUGUGGUGAGGCAAAUCGCAGCGUUCAACUUUAGUGAACUUUGACCUGCGAUAUUCACUUGGCCUGAUAUCUGCCUGAUUUCUGGUGUGGAAAAAAACCUGCUUUCUGUGUUUGAACUGUCCCAGCCUCAAUAUGGCUCAAUGCCAUUUUGAAAUGCAGAGAUUUAAUUUGAAAGUUAACAAUCUUUGUGUCAAAUUCUCAAAAAUUGGUAUAGUAUUGGCCGUUCAAAUAAAAUCCUACAUGUUGCAUUGCUGCAUUUCAGCAGUGCAACAUGAUUUCAUAGUUUUCUCUCAGCACCCCCAAAUCUUACUUCCAGCAUCUCUGUAUGCUAACUGUGAAUGUACAUCUAUCACCACUGUGUACUGGUUGUGUGUGUGCAGCACCUCUGCAACUGCUUAUGCUCUAUCUAGAUUUAAAACUGUAUGUGCCUGAGGUACUAAACCCAACUUUUAUCCCUUCGGUUGGUUUGCAGUUGUUUUUCUACUUGGCUGAACAGAUGAGAAUCUGUUGUGAGGAUUCAGUUUGAUCUCUGGAGUGAAGACAGAAACAUUAAAAGAAGAAAAAUCAAA
Platichthys flesus (European flounder) is the source of this 3666-nucleotide messenger RNA. Its product is annotated as nuclear distribution protein nudE homolog 1-like. Bases 169 to 1206 code for a protein of 345 amino acids. Gene Ontology annotation, molecular function: microtubule binding. The record is from RefSeq and is a predicted model, not a curated record. NCBI's taxonomy places the organism in Eukaryota, Metazoa, Chordata, Actinopteri, Pleuronectiformes, Pleuronectidae. Gene Ontology annotation, cellular component: centrosome; kinetochore; kinesin complex. The transcript is spliced from 9 exons. Gene Ontology annotation, biological process: microtubule nucleation; mitotic centrosome separation; establishment of mitotic spindle orientation.